This is a messenger RNA of Salmo salar (Atlantic salmon), 2368 nucleotides long. The record is from RefSeq and is a predicted model, not a curated record. Lineage: Eukaryota; Metazoa; Chordata; Actinopteri; Salmoniformes; Salmonidae.
AUGGCAGAGAGCAGCCCCACAGUAGUGAAGCGAUGCGAUUCUGCCGUGAGCAUGGAGGCUAUCUCAGCUCUGACGGAGCUGGAUGUUCUGGAGCGGGUCUACCAGCAGCUCUGCACCGAGAAGCAAAGUCCGCCAGCUAGACCUGGCAAAGGCAGUGCUGUGGAUGCUAGCCUGGCCAUGCUUCAAGAGGCGGAGAGACUGGAUGAGGCUGUAACCAGGGGUGAUCUGGCUCAGGUGGAAAGAUUCUUUAAAAUCUUCCCUCUGCUUGGCCUCCACGAUCAAGGCCUGGCUCGCUUUGGCCAGUACCUCUGUUGCCAGCUGGCCUCUAAAGCAGAUGAGAACCUGCUCUUGGCUGUGGGAGGAGAGCUGGGAGAGAGGAGAGCUGCUCUGGUCUUUGCUGACACCCUGACUCUGCUGCUGGAGGGCAUAGCUCGUGUUGUGGAGACCCACCAGCCCAUCGUUGAGACGUACUACGGUCCAGGCUACCUGUAUACUCUCAUCACUCACCUGCAGCAGGAGUGUGCCCGACAGGCCCAGAAAGUAGUUGACAAGUUCAUCCAACAGAGAGACUACCACAACAAGUUUCAAAUCGUCCAGAGCAGCAUGAUGAAGAGUGUGCCCACUGAGAGGAUUGAACCCAGGGAGCUGGAUCCUGUAUUACUGGAAGUCACUCUGAUGAAUGCCAGGUCGGAGCUUUACUUAAGAUUCCUGCGCCGUCGCAUGAUGGCCGACUUUGAGGUUGGGGAUGCUACGGCAACACCUGGCAUUGUCCAAGAGCACAAGCAUAAUGUGGAGAAACUGCUGAGCGCCCACUGCAUGCUGGGCCAGCUCAUGCAGGAGCUGAUUGGCUACUACAUUCCAAUGGAGGAGUACUACAUGAGGGAGACCGUCUGCAAGGCGGUAGCUAUGGAUACAUAUGAGAAGGGUCAGCUGACGUCCAGCAUGGUGGAUGACUGUUUCUACAUUGUGAAGAAGUGCAUCAGCAGAGCUCUGUCCAGCUCCAGCAUUGACUGCCUGUGUGCCAUGAUCAACCACUCAACCUCAGUGCUAGAGUCUGACUUCCGGGAGGUGUUGUAUAAUAAGCUGAGGCAGGGCUUCCCUGCGACCACGCUGCAGGACAUCCAGCGUGGGGUGAGCAGUGCAGUGAGUCUGAUGCAGAGCAGCCUGCAGCAGGCCAAAUUCAACAACCUCGGCAUCGACAGCGCAGAGGUCGCCAAGGCUGCCUUCCUGGUGACUCUGAAUAACGUGGUGUGUAGCGAGAACAUCACCACUCUGAAGAGGAACAUGGAGAGUGAUUGCUCCAAGUUGUUCACUCAGGGAGCAGGAUCAGGAGAGCAAGCUAAGAUUGACAGCUGUCUGUCAGACCUCGUCAACACAUCCAGCAAGGAUCUCUUGCAGGAGGGCCUGACGGAGCUGAACACCACAACCAUCAACCCUCAGGUCAAACCGUGGAUCAGCAGCUUCCUGUCCAUCUCACACAACAUAGAGGAGGAGGAGUUUAAUGAGUACGAGUCCAAUGUCCCCUGGGUCCAGCAGCUCAUCGUCAACCUCGAGCAGCUCAUGGCAGAGUUCAAGGCGGGGCUCUCUUCAGUUAUCUACGACACACUGACCAGCCUCAUGACCAGUUUGGUCUCCAUGGAGAUGGAGAAGACUGUCCUGAAGUGCACCUUCAGCAGGCUGGGAGGGCUUCAGUUUGAUAAGGAGCUGCGUUCUCUGGUGGCCUACCUCACUACUGUCACCACCUGGACUAUUAGGGACAAGUUUGCUCGGCUCACUCAGAUGGCUACCAUCCUCAACCUGGAGCGGGUAACAGAGAUCCUGGAUUACUGGGGCCCGAACUCUGGUCCUCUAACAUGGCGUCUGACCCCAGCGGAGGUCCGGCAGGUUCUGGCGCUCCGCAUCGAUUUCCGCAGUGAGGACAUCAAGAGGCUCUGCCUCUAACUCUGCUACCCAGAGACUGUGCUGGUGCACAUGUUACAUGGGACUAGACUCAUGCUGAUUGGUCUUUGAGGAAAAAGAGGAGUGUGCAGGUGGAUCCCCUGAGAGGAAGUCCCUGCUGCUUCUGACCUCUUCUGGCCUCAUAGGAGGAGGAAGAGGUUGCCCCUAACUACAGAUACAGGGAUAGAUAUUUGUUUAACCCCCAAAUGGUUACAGUUAGGUUUGAGGGUAGGGAGAUCUGAUCCUAGAUCUGUAUUUAAUGCUACUUCUAAUUCUAGCGGCCUCAUACAGCCAAUCAGAGCUAGGAGUAACAGCAGUAAUGAAACUAUGGGAUUGUGGAACAGUGGGAUUAUGGAUUUGAGCCUUUUGGCUUGGAUUAAUAAAUAUUAUGUAACAUAUUAAAUGUAAAAUAUUAAAGUGUUCUCUCGAA